GGCGUGUUCCCCUGGGGCUCCCUGCGCCCCCCGUCCCAUCUUCCCAGAGCUCCUUGCACCUGCUCUCUGUCUUUCCUGUUCCUCCCUCCGCCUGCUCUCUGGAUCCGAGCAGCUUCCCUCUCCCCACUGCAGCCAACUCUCUUCCUGCCCAUCUGGCUGUGGUAGUGCUCUGUACAGGCUGUGUCCUAGUAACCACAGUUUCUCCAACCCAGUCAAUGAAAGCCAUCAUGGAAACAGAGCAAACCACCUCCGAGUUCCUUGUGCCCAUGCUCACCACGGCGGACACGGGCCUCUGGGAAUGCAGAGUCUGCACCAGCAGGGGUCAGGACAGCAGGAGAGUCAAGGUCAAUGUCAAAGUACCCCCAGUGCCACUCAAUCCCCCGCGGUUGCUGGCCAAGCAGAGUCGGCAGCUUGUGGUGUCCCCUGUGGAUGGUUUCAGUGGUGACGGCCCAAUCGCCUCCAUCAAGCUGCUCUACAAGCCCAAGGACGUCACCUCACCUUGGUCAUCCAUCGUGGUUGACAACAGUGAGAACAUCACACUCAUGAACCUACGGCCAGUCACUGCCUACCUGGUCAUGGUGCAGCUGGCACGCCCAGGUGACAAGGGGGAAGGUGUGGCGGGACCGCAGGCGAUCAUGGUGACAGAGUGUCAAGAACCCACAGCCAAGCCGGUGAUCGACGGCUGGUCUGUGGAAGGAAAGAACACACUUCAUGUUAACUGGAAUGUGCCAAAUAACUAUGAGCCAGCAAACGGAUUCAUUGUACGUCUCUGGGACUCAGCAAAAGUGCUUGUACAGGAGGUUAAUAUUACCUCCAUGUCUGUGCACUCUGCCCGCAUCCCUUACCUGGAGUUCAACAAGGAGUAUGGCCUGGAAGUGUUUGUCUAUCACUGCACCCGCCUGGGCCCUCCAUCUGACCUCUGCAAGGUCAUGAUCAACAGCAAAGGCCCCUCGGCCCCCAGGUCUCUCCAUGCAGAGCCCCUUGUGGAUUCUGCCAUCCAGCUCACCUGGCAGGCCCCUGAGUAUCCCAACGGGGGCAUCACCAAGUACAUUGUGGAGCUGCAGCAGCUGGGCGGGGCCAGCGAGCCUCAGUGGGUCGAUACGGACAGCGGGGGGGAGACGACGAAGAUCCUCCGUGGGCUCAACGCCAGCAUGUGGUACCAGUUCCGGGUGCGGGCCAACUCCCACGUGCCUGGGGAGUGGAGUGAGCCGGUGAAGGCAGAGACCCUGGGCGAUGGGGCUCUCAGCGAUGUGCCCAGACUGCAGAGCCAGGACGUGCCGCCCUCAGGACUAGCACACGAGCUGCUCCUGGCCAUCGUCGGCUCCGUGUCUGUCACCUGCCUCACCAUCCUCUUGGCCCUCCUGGCCCUGUUCCUCAUCAAGAAGAAUUUCUUUCACCGCCGCCGGACCUUCACCUACCAGUCUGGCUCGGGGGAAGAGACCAUCCUGCAGUUCAACUCGGGGACCCUGACGCUGACCCGCCGGCCCCAGGCCCAGCCCGAGCCCCUCAGCUACCCCAUCCUGGCCUGGGAGGACAUCACCUUUGAGGACAUGAUCGGGGAGGGGAACUUCGGACAGGUCAUCAGGGCAAUGGCCGGUGUCUCAGGUCUGCGACUGCAGCGUCUGCUCCGGUGUGUUUCAGAGUUUGCGUCGGAGAACGACCACCGGGACUUUGCAGGGGAGCUGGAGGUGCUGUGCAAACUGGGGCACCACCCCAAUAUCAUCAACCUUCUGGGGGCCUGUGAGAACAAAGGCUACCUGUACAUUGCCAUUGAGUACGCGCCCUACGGGAACCUGCUGGACUUCCUCCGGAAAAGCCGCGUGCUAGAGACAGACCCGGCCUUCGCAAAGGAGCACGGGACGGCCUCCACCCUCACCUCCCAGCAGCUCCUCCAGUUUGCCUCCGACGUGGCCAAGGGCAUGCAGUACCUGAGCGAGAAGCAGUUCAUUCACAGGGACCUGGCAGCCAGGAACAUCCUGGUGGGGGAGAACCUGGCCUCCAAGAUCGCCGACUUUGGCCUCUCCCGAGGGGAGGAGGUCUACGUGAAGAAGACCAUGGGCCGCCUGCCGGUUCGCUGGAUGGCCAUCGAGUCCCUGAACUACAGUGUGUACACCACCAAAAGCGACGUGUGGUCCUUUGGGGUGCUGCUAUGGGAGAUCGUCAGCCUGGGAGGAACUCCCUACUGUGGGAUGACAUGCGCCGAGCUCUACGAGAAACUGCCCCAGGGAUACCGGAUGGAGAAGCCCCGCAACUGUGAUGACGAGGUGUACGAGAUGAUGAAGCAGUGCUGGCGAGACCGUCCCUACGAGCGCCCGCCCUUCGCUCAGAUCUCCAUGCAGCUCGUCCGCAUGCUGGAGGCCAGGAAGGCCUACGUGAACAUGGCCUUAUUCGAGAACUUCACCUACGCUGGCAUCGACGCCACAGCGGAGGAGGCCUGAGGGCGAGCAGGGCACCGCGCCGGGAGCCCUGCACAGCACACACCUGUGCACCGCACGUGGACACCGGCCAGCCUAGGCCAGGGGAGGGGCACUGCCUCUGCCCACGUGGGGCACGCUGCCAUGGCCGGCCCUGCUCCCCAGCAGCUGGAGACCAGGAACUGCCCUUGUCCCAGACUAGGACCAGUCUGGGGCUGUUUCUGGUUAACAUGACUCCUGCAAACUCUGCAGCCAGGCUCCUGGAUGGACUGCAGCUGUGGGCUGCACACACAGGACUGCACCCGCUGCCCUCUCUCCAGCUUCUGCCGGGCAGCUCUGUA
Pelodiscus sinensis (Chinese soft-shelled turtle) is the source of this 2755-nucleotide messenger RNA. NCBI's taxonomy places the organism in Eukaryota, Metazoa, Chordata, Testudines, Trionychidae. The record is from RefSeq and is a predicted model, not a curated record.